CCCCCUACUUUCUCUCCCCGGCGGCGGCUUCUCUCUCUCUCCCCCUUCUCACCGCGGCGGAACCCCAGUGGGCAGGACCGAGGCCAGCCCGGAGGCGGGGGGCUAGAUGACCCGGCCCCCGGGCCGGGUCCGAGGCCGCGCUGCCGAGGAAGCUGGGCCCCGGUGUUACUGGGGAACCCGCCUCUCCGUGGCGGCCGGGUCUCGUCCGCCUCCUCUCCCAAUUUGGGGGCGGGGGGGAGACGGAGGCGCGGGGCACCCGGCGUCCCCGCGGGCGCACGGCGCCGCUCACGCCCGCCCGUUGCAGGGCCGCGGACCCCGGCGUCCCGGGCGCCGGGCUGGCUGCCGCUGGUCUGGUGGGCGCUGCUCCCGGCCGGGCUCUCCGCCUGCCCCGCCCCGUGCCGCUGCGCGGGCACCGUCGUGGACUGCGGCCGGCUGGGGCUGACCGAGGACCUGCUGCCCGCCGCCUUCCCGCCGGCCACCACGGAGAUCGUGCUGUCGGCCAACAACCUGUCGGCCCUGCCCGAGGGGCUGUUGGACGGGCUGACGGCCCUGCGCGCCGUCCGCUUGUCCGGGAACCCCUGGCGCUGCGACUGCGGCAUCCACUACCUGCGGGCCUGGCUGCGCUGGCAGCAGCAGCGCGGCCCGUACCGCGAGCUGCGCUGCGCCUCGCCCCCCGACCUCCGCGGCCGCCUGCUGGCCUACCUGGCGGAGGACGAGCUGUUCUCCACGUGCCAGGCCCGGUACUGCCGCUGGGCGCUGGGCGCGCACCUCUGCCUCUCCGUCUUCCUGCUGCUGCAGGCGCUGCUGCUGCUGCUGGUCAUCCUCAGGCUGCGCCGCUACCAGGCCCUGGCGCGCGAGGCCCGGCGCGCCGCCCGGGAGCCGCUGCAGACCGUGCCGCUCGUGCCCCCGCAGCCUGAGGCCCCCUCCGCCUAGCCCCGACCUCGGACCGGAUGGGCCGGACGUUCGGGACGCCCCCGCCCGUCCUCCCCCUCCCGUCCCCAAGCCCCGGGUGGACCCCCCCCCCCGACUCCACACGCCAUGCUCCCCUCCCUCCCCCCCGCACACCGGCCCGGGACCCUCACACCCCUUUCACCCCCCCCGGACCCACCGGGAAUCCCGCUGCCCAACCUUCACCCCGCCCAGGCCCGUGUCCCUCCACACCCCCGUCCCCCGCGGACUGGCCCAAGACCCCCGUGGCCUCCUCCUGGGUGACUGGGCCAGGACCCUCGCUCCCCCCCGCUGCCCGAUCUGUACUCCAUCCACUCCCGCUCCCGUUCCUCCGGCCGAGUGGAUCCGGCCGGGCCCCUUGUCCCUCACCCCCUGGGCAGACUGGCCCGAGACCCUCACGCCACCUCCCCCUCACCCCGUCCUCCGGGGAGACCAGCCCGGGACCAUACUGCCCAACCUGCACUCCUCCCAGCCCCGCUCCCCCACACCAAGCGGAUCGGGCUAAGCCCCUCGUCCCUCCCCCGGCCCUGGCCGACGGGCCCGGGACCCUCGUGCCACCCUUCUCCACCGGGGGCCCGGUCUCCCCACCCGCCCUCCUCCACAGGUGGGCCGAACGGCCAUCCCCUCGUCCCGCGCUGACCCCUCCGGGCCGCGGGCGGCCCGGUGGGCGCCGCGGCCGCUCUCGGCCGGGCGAGAGGGGUCGGGGGACGGCGGGCCCCGAUCCCCCCCGCGGUGAGCGCGGCCCCCGUGGAUCUCGGUGAAAAUAAAAUCCCCGGCCCGACGCGUGUGCCGCAUCCGGUUGGGGCCAGGGGUGACCGAGGGGGCGGGGCCGUCAGGCGCAGGGGCCCGCCGCGCGCCUCUGAUUUCGGGUCGGGGCCGACGACGCUCUAGGAUCCCCGCUCUGGCCCCGGGAGGAGACGGUGAGGCGCCGGGCUGUGGCGGGAACUCGCUCUGCUCUGAAA
This is a messenger RNA of Ornithorhynchus anatinus (platypus), 1910 nucleotides long. It is a transcript of the gene GP1BB, whose product is annotated as glycoprotein Ib platelet subunit beta. The record is from RefSeq and is a predicted model, not a curated record. The annotation marks the transcript as partial. NCBI's taxonomy places the organism in Eukaryota, Metazoa, Chordata, Mammalia, Monotremata, Ornithorhynchidae. The transcript has a single exon.